GAACAAACAUGGCGUCGCCCUGUUGCCCAUAAUUUUCAGCAUGUUGGAUAAUAUAGUGUAACUGACUAAUGUACAUAAAUGUAUCCUCCUUGAAAUCACAGUAUUUCGAAGCUACUCGUUUUAUUAAAUCAUCAUGGCUCUUCAGCGCUUGUUAUUCGGCGUAAGGCGUAGCUGUACAUUCAUUUCAGCUUGUCGGCGGACAGCUCUCCAGUCUUCAAGAGCGUUCACCUCUAUAUAUACUCAGUUUAUUAAAGUGACCGACACCAAGAGCAUCUUUCGUCCACUCGUUUCCCCAGUGCGCGUGGCUUCAUCCCGUGGAGCGUUCACCUUCACCUCCGCUGCGGUCGCGAAGGACGUGCUGCUCUUUGAACACGACCGGACGCGCUUCUUCAGACUGCUGGCUAUAUUCUGUAGUGGUCAGUUUCUGUUCUGGGCGUAUUUGGGCCAUUUCGCUUUUACAAGUCUAAGAGACACGAGGAAAUACAGUGAACCUCAGAAGGUCAGAACUGAACUGGGGGGUUUCUUCAGUUUUGAUAUGAACCUGGGCUCAAAUGCCUGGAGGUAUGGAUUCACUUCUGGAUGCUUGAUUAUUGGUGGAGGAAUCCUUGCUUUGGCAUCAUUGUUCAGCCGUCGCUCUGUCAGUCGUGUGAUUCUGCAUAAAGGAGGUGCAAAAGUGACCGUUUACACACAGUCUCCACUUGGACCCCAGAGAUCUCACCACUUGACUGUGCCUUUGAGUCAAGUGGCCUGUUAUGCUCACAGACAGGAAUCACAUUCAUUUAUCCCUCUGAAAGUCAAAGGCUACAAGUUCUACUUCCUUAUGGACAAAGAAGGAACUGUGAACAACCCUAAACUGUUUGACAUUACUGUUGGGGCUUACAGAUCCUUAUAAUAUGUUCUUCAUGUAUUUCUGCAGUUCACCCUUCAUUGUGUUAAAUAUCUGCUGCUCUGAAUGAUGAAUAAAGUGUAUUUUUGUCUAAAA
Danio aesculapii is the source of this 982-nucleotide messenger RNA. RefSeq names its product transmembrane protein 223 (gene tmem223). Gene Ontology annotation, cellular component: mitochondrion. The coding region runs from base 134 to 892 and encodes 252 amino acids. The transcript has 2 exons. Lineage: Eukaryota; Metazoa; Chordata; Actinopteri; Cypriniformes; Danionidae. Gene Ontology annotation, biological process: nervous system development. The record is from RefSeq and is a predicted model, not a curated record.